This is a messenger RNA of Staurois parvus, 333 nucleotides long. NCBI's taxonomy places the organism in Eukaryota, Metazoa, Chordata, Amphibia, Anura, Ranidae. The record is from the annotation of a GenBank genome assembly.
ACUGCAACUUGCCAGUAUUUUGAAAAGCGACGAGGACUUGCACUUGGAAUUGUUUCAACAGGUUCUAGCGUUGGAACCUUUAUAUAUGCAAGCCUGCAGAAAGAGUUGAUAUCUAUCUAUGGAAUAGAUGGGUGUUUGCUGAUCGUUGGGGCUCUGUCAUUGAAUAUAUUGGCAUGUGGCAUUCUGAUGAGGCCAUUGCCACAAGUAUCAAGCAACAGAAAAGAGAAAGCAGACAAAGAGAGAGCUCCAGAUACCUACCUCAUUUAUCAUGAAAAAGAACUCAACACUGAGGAACAGCUGGGGAUGCUUGUGAAAUCCCACACAUUAAAUGAG